Messenger RNA from Rhinichthys klamathensis goyatoka, 1986 nucleotides. It is a transcript of the gene s1pr5a, whose product is annotated as sphingosine-1-phosphate receptor 5a. Gene Ontology annotation, cellular component: membrane. Gene Ontology annotation, molecular function: sphingosine-1-phosphate receptor activity. Bases 9 to 1208 code for a protein of 399 amino acids. The transcript has a single exon. NCBI's taxonomy places the organism in Eukaryota, Metazoa, Chordata, Actinopteri, Cypriniformes, Leuciscidae. The record is from RefSeq and is a predicted model, not a curated record. Gene Ontology annotation, biological process: G protein-coupled receptor signaling pathway.
UAGGAAGAAUGGAAGCUUCAUACGCUGCUAGCGCUGCCGUUGCUCUAACUCUGCCGCCGAUGACCUCGUCUCCAGGUUACCUGCUCCGAAGGUUUCGGGAGUAUCAGAGCAACGACGUCAUCGUGGCCCAUUACAACUUUACGGGAAAGCUGAAAGAGAACAAAUACCAGGAUGGACUGAAACCCGAGGCCAUUGCGUUUCUCAUCAUUUGUCUUCUCAUUGUGGUGGAAAAUGCCGUCGUUCUGGUGGCAAUAUGGAAGAACAAAAAAUUCCACAUGCCCAUGUACUACUUGCUGGGCAACUUGACGCUGUCUGACUUGCUAGCAGGCUUCACUUACAUGGUGAACAUCAUAACUUCGGGGGCAAACACUCUCAAAAUGACUCCAGUACUGUGGUUUCUUAGAGAAGGCGGUGUGUUUAUCACUCUUUCUGCGUCCGUCAUCAGUCUCCUGGCAAUAGCUAUCGAGCGGCAUGUCACGAUGGUCCGGAUGAAGCCGUAUCAAGGGGCCAAGCGUGGCCGAAUGUUCGGUUUGAUUGGUGCAAGUUGGGUCCUGUCAGUGCUCCUCGGCAUUCUCCCCAUCACGGGCUGGAAUUGCAUAGGAAACCUGGACGAAUGCUCCACCAUCCUGCCUCUUUACGCCAAGAGCUUCAUCCUCUUCUGCAUUACCGUGUUUACCCUGGUGCUGCUGUCCAUCGUGGUGCUCUACGUGCGCAUCUUCCGCAUAGUGAAGUCCAACACCCAGCGCUUAGGCUGCGCUCCUCAGCGCAAAGGUAUGGCGAGGAAGUCCCAGAAGUAUCUGGCUCUGCUGAAAACGGUCACCAUUGUUCUCGGCGUCUUCAUCGCCUGUUGGCUGCCGCUCUUUGUGCUCCUUCUGCUGGACUUCUGCUGCCCUGCUCAAGGAUGCGAGGUGCUGCUCAAGGCGGACUACUUUCUGGGCAUCGCCAUGAUCAACUCGCUUCUAAAUCCCAUCAUUUACACCCUAACUAGUAAAGACAUGCGGAGAGCCAUUCUGAGACUUGUCUGCAGCUACUGUCUGCUAACAAAAGACGGACAAGUGAAGAAGUUCGGCAUGCCUUUCCUGGACUGUAGCACCAGUAAGGCAGAGGUGCCGUCACACAGACUUGAGGGCCUGGAGACGACGGUCUCCUCUGGGAACAUCACACCAUCCACUAUUAAAGCCAUCUACCCCAGGAUAUUAAAGAGCUGAGGAAGAAGAAUGCAUUAAGUUCCAUCGGACACAGUCCAACUUCUCCUGGUUCGGUUUGAAUAUUUAUAAAACUGCCAAGUAAAAAAGUCUGAGGUGGUUAGAAAUGAAAGCAGGAGAAGUUGGAGAUGGAACUCAAGAAUGAAAAUUUGGGACUUGAUUUCCUUCACAUGCAUUAAAGCAAAACAUGAGGCUGCCUGAGAGCGUGGGAGAUCAGACAAGUGGAAUUUUCUUACUGUGACGAAUACCAAUGUUUAAAAUGGACGUUCUGCAAGACAAGAGCUACGGUCGGUCUCUUGUUCAAAAUAGGAUUUUUAAACUGCAAAUUACAAACAGUUAUACAGCGAACUGAGCAAAAGCGCAAAAAUCCUUUGAAAAGAACUCUUGUGAUGUUAUACGAGUCUCGUAUGUGCCAUUCCAGAAAUAAUGAGCUUGGGUAACGAGUCAUUUUCACCUUCAAAUAACAGAUGAAAUGUUCAGAGACUGUGGUGAAAAGACGCAAAGAAAAUGACGGGUUGAUGCCUCCACACACAAGGACGUUAGUCCUCGGGAACUUUACGAAUACAUAUGCACACAAAUAAAAACUGCAAGGCAUGUGACUAUUUUUAAUCUGUAAGAUCAUGUUUCCUCUUACAAUCGUAUUUUUUGGGAAAUACACUCUUAGAAGAAAAGGUUCUAUAUAGAAGCUUAAAGGGUUCUGUCGGGCGCUUCAUAUAUAGAACCUUUUAGGAGGUCUUAUCAUGGGAUAAUUUGAAUUACUUUUGUAAUUAAAUUCAUAAAA